GAGAAAUUCCAAAAGGUUCAGAUACUUUUUCACACCACUGUAAGCCAUCGACGCCGGCCUUUGCCGUUCAAAUAGAUUUGAUGUCCAACACUGUUGAUGGCAGUUCAAAAUAAUUUGUUUUUUUUUUUUAAUGCUCAGCAUAUAUUUGGGACCUAUUUCGAUGUUUUAAAAUGAUUUGGAUGCGAUAUUCCAAUCUCUUUUUUUAAAUGCAUAUGAAGAUAAGACGACAUCGAGUUGGGAGCGACCACGCCCAAUUUGCACGCGCUUCCGCCAACUUGUUUGUUUGGAUGCGCCACGUCCCCCGGCCGCGUGACCUUGUGUGAAAAGUCAUUUUGCAAAACAGAACGAAACAACAAAGGUCCCGAUGGAAGCAAAAAUAACGACCCGGCGGUGGUUUAAGAACGCUUUGUUUUGCGAGCAAACUUCGACUGUCAAAAAGAGGAGAAGAAGAAGAAAGUGGAGCAAAGGUCGGGCGAAAGUGGAAGUGAAAGUUGAAAAAGGAGGAAGAAGAGACGGACGGCGCUAGUCUGCUGGCUCCGCCAUGUCUUGGUUCAUACUUUGCGUUCUCCCGCUGCUCCUGCUGGACGCUCUUUUCACGCGGACCUUGUGGCGGCUCCCGCUGGCUCUCGCUCGCCUCUUCAGGGAGGCGCCGUCGGGCCGGGACGGCGAGCCGCGCUUGAACCCCGACCGCCCGCUCGCCGGGCUGCUCCGGCGACGCGUCGAUGCCGCCGCUGCAGGGCGCGGCGACGGACCUGCUCCGACGCGGAAGGACGGACUCGGAUUUCCGCUCGACGAUGGGAUGGCUGGCGGCCGUCUCCGCGGGCAGGUAAGCGGCGGCGUCCGGCGAGGCGCGACGAAGCCGGCAGCCGCCCGAGUGACCCGCCACGUCGCCCGCAGCUGCGUUUUCUCGGGGCUGAGGUCGGCGUGUGCAAAGAUCUCGCACGCUCGCCUGAACAAGCGUCUGAAGGUGGCGCUGUUUCGCUCGUUCCUGGCGCAGGAAGUCCAUUUUUUCCAUGAGAACGAUUCGGGGAGUCUUUCGUCUCGCCUGCACGCCGACGUGGACCGGAUGGGCCUGACGGUGGCGCUCAACGCCAACGCGGUGACGCGCAGCUCGCUCAAAGCCGUCCUGAUGCUGGCGGCCAUGUGGCGCCUUUCGUGUCCGUUGGCGGCGCUGGCGUGCGUGGAAAUUCCCCUGAUGGCCGCGCUGCAGAGACGGCAAGUCGGCUACGAGAAGGAAUGCAAGGAGCAGACGCAAGACGCCAUGGCGCGCCUCCAGAAGCUCUGUCAUCAGUCGCUGGGCGGAAUACGCAUCGUCCGGAGCUUCGGCGGCCAACGGGACGAAGUCCAAAGAUUCCGAGGAGAACUGGAACGUCUCAGAGACAUCGGGACGCGUGCGGCGCGACGCAAAGCCGUCCUGGUCAUCCUGCGGAAGGUGAGGCAUCCUCGUCCGCCCGCGGCGUUUCCGCCGAGCCCGCCGUCGAACCUCCGUAUUUUUCAGUUGGGCGGCUUGUGCGCAAAAACGGCGACGCUUCUGGCGGCGCGGCGGCUGGUGGCCGACGGGCGGCUGAGCGUCGGGACGCUCUUGACUUUCCUCCUGUUCCGGAAGCCCGUCUCGCAUUGUCUCAAGGAGAUCUUUGUGUGCUGCGGAGACACGCUGGCCACCGUGGGCGUCGUCUCCAAAGUAUUUAGCUACCUGGACCGCUCUCCCCGACGCCGCCCCGAAGGCGACCUGGCUCCCGACGAGCUGCGGGGGAGCGUGGAGUUCCGGAACGUCACUUUCGCGUACCCGUCCGCGGGGGGGGACAAACCGGCGCUGAAGGAUGUCUCCUUGGUACUGGAAGCGGGCAAGGUGACCGCCCUGGUGGGACCGUCGGGCAGCGGCAAGACUUCCUGCGUGGCGCUCCUCAAAAGACUCUACGAACAUCAGCGAGGGGACAUCCUGUUGGACGGCCGGCCGCUGCACUCCUACCAAAACGCGUACCUGCAACGCCAGGUGGUAUCGGUUUCCCAGAAUCCCGUUCUGCUUCGCGGUUCUUUGCGCUACAACGUGGAGUACGGCCCGGAGGCUCUCGACUUCCGGCGAGUCCGAGAGGUCGCCCUGAGGAUCGAAGCCUACGACCUGCUGGCCAAGCUGGAGGCGGACUACGACGCAGACACGGAGCGGGGCGCGGCCAGCGUUUGCCUGUCGGAGGGCGAGAAGCAGAGCCUGGCGCUGGUUCGGGCGCUGGCGCGCCGACCGCGCGUCCUCCUCCUGGACGAGGCCACCAGCCAGAUGGACGUCCACGCCCAACACGCCGUACUGGAGGAGGUCGCCGGCCGCGGAGGCACGGUCCUGCUGGUGGCGCACCGUCCGGGAGGCGCCGAACGGGCGCACAGAGUCAUCUUCUUGGAGGACGGCGUCGUGACGGAGGAGGGUACGCACGAGGAGCUCAUGGCCAGGCGGGGGCGUUACCACGCACUUAGGGAGACACUCCAGCAUCAGUCAUCUUGAAGUGGCGGCUGACGGGCGAGCGCUUAAAGCCGAUGCGGAGCGCGACGAGACGUGAACGUGGCGACCGCGCCCGACAAAUUUGGACACCUUCGAGGAGCGAGGUGCUACUUUAUCCCCCACUUGUAGGAACGGAAGAGCAGAAGACGUGCUUCUUUGGAGCUGGCCGCCUACCUAAGAUGUGGGUUCAAUUUGUAAGAAAUAAAGAUUGUAGCAUCACAUAUUAUAGUGCGUUUUGUUUUCUGGUCCACUUUUUCAGCACAGGCAGUUUACCAAACGAAUCCCCCUUUUACAACUUCAAAAGUUCCCCAAACUCACGCGACGAUUUGGCCCUAAGGUUCGUGACGUCUUUGCUUUAGACGA
This is a messenger RNA of Corythoichthys intestinalis (scribbled pipefish), 2851 nucleotides long. Its product is annotated as antigen peptide transporter 2-like. Gene Ontology annotation, molecular function: ABC-type oligopeptide transporter activity; ATP binding; ATP hydrolysis activity. Gene Ontology annotation, cellular component: mitochondrial inner membrane. Gene Ontology annotation, biological process: oligopeptide export from mitochondrion. Lineage: Eukaryota; Metazoa; Chordata; Actinopteri; Syngnathiformes; Syngnathidae. The record is from RefSeq and is a predicted model, not a curated record. The transcript is spliced from 10 exons. The coding region runs from base 542 to 2491 and encodes 649 amino acids.